CCCUUGUUUUCCUCGAUAUGACAACGGAGUCGGCAACCAUACGCGUGAAUGAGAUCAGUCGAUCUUGUAAUCGUCCCUUGUGUACGUCGUUGCCAUUUCUUACGUUUGCUAGCAAUUUUCAUUCGUAUAGAUAAAGUACAAAUUCAACGAACUCUCAUCGUUAUGAUAUUUUCUAUUAUAUAAAUUUUUGAAAUGAUUGUAAAACUGAUAUGAUAUUUUCUAUUAUAUAAAUUUUUGAAAUUAUUGUAAAAUUGUCGAGAAAGAUAAUAUUUGAAAUACAUCCGCAAAAUGACAGAGAAAAGCAAGACAAAAUCUCGUGUGUAUUUGGCAGGGAAAGAAAGCACGGUUAAAGCCGUUGAACUACUACAAAGUAGGUUAAAUAAUAGAAAGCGAAGUUGGGAUAAUAAGGAUAACGAUAAGAGUCACAAAAUGACACAUCGUUGUACAAGCAUGCCGUUACAAAAGAAAUCGGAUUAUGUAUCUCUUACAGGAUUUUCCAAAAGUUUACUUAUGUUAGAGGUUAGAUCGCAUUUAGGUAAACAAAACUGGAAGCAUAUACAACACUUAUUUCCAUACUUAUUAGAUUAUUCCAAUGAAAUUGAGUAUUUAAUUUGGCGUUAUGCAUUAACGAUUUUGUUAUAUAGUCCCAAUAGCAAGUCAUCCAAUUUACAACAAUUUUUAGAAAUUUGCGUUGGUAAUCAUAGACUGAACGAUAGGAAAGAAUUAGAGAAAUUAUUGUUAUUACAAAGUAAGAACUUUGGCAAUUCAUAAAUGUGUUAUUAACAUAUUGAAUGCCAUUGGAAUCACCAACAAUUGGUACUGAAUUUGUUUAUAGCGUCAUAAGGACCACCGGUAACUGGUUACACCAAGAUCAGUAAAAUCACAUGAUUACAAUAAAUAUGAAUAUUUAUAAAUUUUUCAAUACUAUUAUCGUUAAUACAAUGUUGUGAAGACCCUAGGUAAGACAAAUUUAUUGAAUAUGAUUGUAUAUCUCAACUUAUCUGUUGUAAAUAAUAUUUUAAAAUAAUAUGUAUCGUACAAUGACA
Vespula pensylvanica (western yellowjacket) is the source of this 1046-nucleotide messenger RNA. RefSeq lists its product as uncharacterized. The transcript is spliced from 2 exons. The coding region runs from base 289 to 771 and encodes 160 amino acids. The record is from RefSeq and is a predicted model, not a curated record. NCBI's taxonomy places the organism in Eukaryota, Metazoa, Arthropoda, Insecta, Hymenoptera, Vespidae.